GCACCCACGGCAGCGGCCAGAGCGGGGACACCCCCGAGCAGCCCGUUCCCCCGGGCCGGCCGCUCUCACCUGUUCUGGGGCCGGAUGCCCAGCAGCUGCUGCAUCAUGCGCCGCAAGCACAUCACUGGUGGCAUCACAUCCCUCCAGCCCUGGAAUGAUGGAUAGAGCAGAUUCACUGUGGAUCACUGCCUGCCCACAGCUGCACAGCAGUGAUUGCUGCAGGAGCAGGGAGAUGAUGGCAAAUUGCUCCAGACUGCGAAAGAGAACAGGAUUUGAGCUGAUCCUCCUGGGGCAGGAGAGGCAGCGGAUGCAACAACAAUCGGGGGCAUGUGAUGGAUCACCUGGAGCAGGACACUCCUGAUUCCUUUUCCCCAGCUAGCACUGUGAUUUGGAGGGUGACUUUGAAUAGGCACUGGCACAAGGGUGGUCACGGACACAGACAGUGUGUGCAUCACCCAUACAGGUGAUCGCAGGGUGCACUAUGGUGGCAGGUGAUCACAUUAUUAGGCAUGUAAAUGGCUGAAUACCAGAGAAGAUACUUAAUCUUGGCAAAGGCAAAGGAGAUGGACCUCCUAAGACAUUUGGAUGUGCUCCUAAGAAAUAUAAGGAAAGGUGGUCCCAGAGGGCUGACUGAAGACCUUGUCUUCUCCAGGCAGUGAAAUAGCAGAUGAAAUUGCAUAAAACAAACAUAACAUGAUCCAUUGGGGAAACCACAAUAGUCAUUUUAGAUAGGCAGCAGUGGGCUCUAUGUUGGCUAAUGCCACUUAGGAAUAAUCAAUCUCUAACAGAGUACAGUAGACCCAAAAAAACCCCCAAACCUAAACCACAGAGAAGGUCAGCAAGGAUGAGCCAAGGUCCAGCCUGGCUGCUACAUGAAGAAUAACUACACAGACUGCGACUCUUCAGCCUGGGAGAAUGAACUGAGGUGCCAUGACUGAGGCAUACACAGCUGUAAGGGACGAGGAGAACAAGACCAGGGGCAUCGAGUGAAAUUAGCAGGAGAGGGGCUUGUGCAACCUCUGGUGCUGCCAGCACCACUUCCCCUGGGGCCCUCGUGAUGCCUGGCCCAGCUGGUGGGGACUUCUUGGAGGAGGAGGCAGGUUCUACGUGCCUACCCACAGAGCAGCGCUGGGCCCAACAUGAGCCUUUCUGUCCGUGGCUCCUGGGAGAGAGGUGCCGCCGCCGCGUCCCGGGGAGAGGAGCCGUCGCGGGUCUGGCCGGCGGCCGCCCAGGCCAGGAAGGAGCCGCCGGAGAAGCGAUGCAGGAAGCCAUUACCAUCACUGAGCAGCCAGUCUCCAUCUCUGUCCCAGUGGGAUACUCCUUCACACUGCGGUGCCGAGCCAAGGGAAGCACCUUGCUGCAGUACCAGUGGUUUUGUCAGCACCAGUCUGACUGCCACCAGAUUCCUGGAGCAACCAACCCAGACUUGCCCAUUAUUGCAGAGCAGACCCAGCUCUACACCUGCAGAGUCAAUGACCUCUACAGAAAUGCUGUCUUCUCUGACUGGGUGAAGGUGGAGGUCCAUCAGUGUGUCGCCAGAGGUUUGCCCCCUCGGCUGUGGCGAGGAGAGCCCGUCAUCAUCCUCAACCCCAUGGAGCAGAGGGUGGAGGUGGGGAAGCCACUGCAGCUGCAGUGUGCUGCCAUGGGGGUCCCAGCCCCCUGCUACCAGUGGUACAGGAAUGGGAACCUGCUGGAACAGCACAAGAGAAAAAAACUCUGGAUCACCCAUGCCAAGGUCAGUGACUCAGGCACGUACCUCUGCUGUGCCUCCAACAGUCACGGAGAGCACUGGACCAACGCUGUGGACGUUCACGUAGGUACAUGUGUCUCUGAAAAGUUUUUUGCUACAGGCAAAAUAGCACUUUUAGUGGGCAACAACCACUACCAGCAUCAUCCCAACCUCAUGGCUCCUGUCAAGGAUGUGUUUGAGCUGAGUCGUCUUCUGGAACAGCUGGGCUUCCAGGUUGUCUCCCUCCUGGAUCUGAACAAGGCUGAGAUGGCGACAGCGGUCAGUCAGUUCCUGCAGCUCCUGGAAAAGGGAGUCUAUGCUAUAUUCUACUAUGCCGGGCAUGGGUACGAACAUCUGGGGAGGAACUACAUGGUCCCUGUUGAUGCCCCCCAGCCCUACUCCCCUGAGAACUGCAUCAGUGUGCAGAGGAUCCUCCAGAAGAUGCAGCAGCAGCAGACAGCCCUGAACAUCAUCUUGCUGGACACCUGCAGGAAGUGGUACAACCCAGGACGUGCCCUCUCCCAGGUGCAGCCGCUGGAGCCCUGGGGAAAUACUGUCUAUGGCUAUGCCACGAGUGAAGAUGCAGAAGCCUAUGAACUGCAGGAUGGGGAGUUCAGCUCUGGGAUCUUCAUGAAAUACCUGAAGAAACACAUUCUGAAAGAGAAGAAGGUUACACACAUGUUGGAGGAUGUGUUGGAAGACAUUGGCCGGGAUCCCCUGGUAACUGGGAAGCAGGUGAUGGAGAUCAAACACACCCUGAAGGAAGCCCGGUCCCUGACAGACCCCAUCUGUCCCUCCGGCGCAGGUGCCGAGCGCUGGGGACACAGCCACGAGCCGCUGAGCAGAACACUGACCUUCCCCUGUGGGGCCCGGGCAGAGCUCCGCUUCCUGCGGCUCUUCUCCAACCUGAUGUCCGUGUGUGCAAAGCUGCAGGCCCCCCCGGCCCAUGUCACUGCCACUCGCCUCCUGCUCUGCCAGCCCCCGGAGAUGGAGGCCGUGGCCAUGCAGAGGGAGAGCCGUCUGGACCAUGUGGAGACUCUGCUCGCCUCCGUGUACAAGCGGGAGGAGCUGGACUGCGUCUUCCAGCUCUGCGGACUUCAGAAAAUUCAGCAUCCAGGACAGACAAGUCAUCCCAGGAUCACCGUGUGUCUCUUGGCCACGUCCUUCCUGAUCUGCAGCCUUGGGCUCCACAGCUCUCUGUGCUGGCUGGAAGGGUGGGAAGGAAGGAGCACCCAGGCAACAGCAGGAAAUGCUGCUGCUUCCCAGUGCUGCAGCACUGAGUGUUGAGCCCAUUUCUCUGCUGCGCUGCCGUGAGUCAAGAUGAGUUCAACCUUUGGAAAAUUGUUUCUUGAAGGCCAGAGACAUUUGUUUGUCCUGUAGUUAAACAUCUUUCACUGACACAUCGGAGCCACCACAGCCCAUCGUUUAGUGUCCUGAGUGACAGCCCAGUGUAACUGAGGGCCUGUGGAUAUCUAACAGGAUAAAAAAGGACACAAAAAUGCUCUAAUGUUCACAGUUAAUGGGGUCAAUGGAGGCCCACGAUGGAAAACUUCAUUUUCAGAUGACUUUUGACUGUUCUAUUACAGUGCUUUCUCAACACAGUCCCUCGUGGUUU
Messenger RNA from Lepidothrix coronata (blue-crowned manakin), 3344 nucleotides. Its product is annotated as mucosa-associated lymphoid tissue lymphoma translocation protein 1-like. Gene Ontology annotation, biological process: proteolysis. Gene Ontology annotation, molecular function: cysteine-type endopeptidase activity. Lineage: Eukaryota; Metazoa; Chordata; Aves; Passeriformes; Pipridae. The transcript has 18 exons. The coding region runs from base 1058 to 3016 and encodes 652 amino acids. The record is from RefSeq and is a predicted model, not a curated record.